AUGCGACUUUACGCGGCCGGCUUCAACGCCUGGAACCAGCUGCAAUUUCGUACCUGGGACAAAGCCGAAAGCCAAGAUGAUACACCUGACUGUGAAGGGUCAGAACCGAGCGACAUUUAUCCCUUCUCUUGCAUUCUUGAGUCGGAGAAGCUUGGAGCCAUCCAACCGUUCCUCACGUUUACUACUUUGACAACUGCCAAAGGCCAGCUGUUAGCCGGUGCCGUGCCAGAGCCCUUCAACAGCGGUCAUGAUGACUACAACUAUGCCGAGGCUAUGAACGGCCGUGUAGUUGUCUAUGACGGUGCCGGUAGUAUUUACCAGUAUUCGUCGGUGGCAGACUAUUACAGGCGAAAUGAGUCCGAAUUACAGCGCACAGUCUUCAAAAGGCCUUCUGACAUUAUACAGACGGUGGCAUAUGAUACCGGCUUUGCUGCUCUCACCUCUACCGGUCAGGUCUGGACCUGGGGGGAUGGCCGCUUUCCCGAGUGCCUUUGCCGGAGCGUGACAGAAGAGAGCCCAGCGGACCGGCCUGGCUGUGCCACCUGCCUCGAAGACCUCCCUACCGGUCCCAUCGUCAAGAUUGCUGCAGGCGGCUACGUCCUGACAGCUCUGACUAGUGGCCGCGAUCUCUAUGCCUGGGGCGGGUAUCCAGGGCGACAGCCGGUGCUCGAGGGGCUCACGGGCGAUCCGGUGCCUAUUGUGGUGGUGAUGGAGAGCGAAGAUAGCAGUGAUGAUGCAGAUAUUGAUAUCGUGGACGUUGGCGUGGGCGAGGAACACAUGAUUGUGCUCAUGGCAGACGGAACUGUGUGCGCCAUAGGUAGCAACAGCAACGGUCAGCUCGGACUGGAUCCUGACCAGCGUGCAGCUGCAUCCUCGUGGGUCAGGGUCCCCAUCCCUCUACUCAGUGACGAACACGUCGUGGACGUCGUUGCUGGGCCAAGGAGCUCUUUUGUGUUAGUAGACAAAAAAGCAUAG
Messenger RNA from Grosmannia clavigera kw1407, 975 nucleotides. RefSeq lists its product as uncharacterized. Gene Ontology annotation, molecular function: guanyl-nucleotide exchange factor activity. Bases 1 to 975 code for a protein of 324 amino acids. The transcript has 4 exons. Gene Ontology annotation, cellular component: cytoplasm. Lineage: Eukaryota; Fungi; Ascomycota; Sordariomycetes; Ophiostomatales; Ophiostomataceae. The record is from RefSeq and is a predicted model, not a curated record.